GAGACGCUUUCUACCUUUCAGAAAGAACACAGAACAGCGCGCAAUACACUCUCUCUCCUCAUUCGCGACCUGGUACAUCUUCUCGGUCUUCCUAGUGCUCUCUUUUGUGAUCGAAAUUCAUGGAAGGCCCUCGAUUUACCAUUCUCAAAUUCUGGCUUUUGCCCUCUCGCGCUCUCUCUCUCAAUUUCUUUUGAAAUUAGAUACCCAUAUGGAGACUUCUCCCCAAAGUGUCUCGAUCCGUCGUAUCUUUAUUCAACCACUCUCUCACGCUGUUCUUCUGGUUUAGCAAGCGUUUCGGCAGGCGAUUUGGUUUUGGGCAAUGGGCUAUGGUAAUACCUUUCCAGAUCUGGUUUUUCUUUUGGUGAGGGUGUGGAAAUUUAACUUUUUUUGAAUUGGUCAAAUCUGAUAAUCAAGAUCAGAGAACUUAGGUAUUUCAAUUGUGGUGUGGUUUAGCUAGUACUGGAAUUAAUUGUCUGUUUCCAUCUAUCAUUCCCCUAUCCUCUGAAAUUGCUUCUUUUUUUUUUUUUUUUUUUUUCUUAUGAAAGAAAAAAAAAGAAAGAAUGUUUGUCCCCUUUGAAUCUGUAUCUGAAGCUAAACACAUACAAAUCUACAUGAAGGUAAAGUCAAUAUUUUUGUCCGUAUAAAGAGGUACGCUCCACUUUGAAUAUUGCACAUAUAAUGAGUGAUUAUGAAUGUUCUUUCCUAUUUCUGGCUUAAUGAGGGAUUUCAUUAUUCACAGAAGUUUUUAUCAUGGGGAUUGGUUGAUGCUAUGCACAAUGCAAUAUCUAAAAAUUGCGAGGCUCAAUGCAGACCUGAGGGAAUUGAGGCAUUACCUAAAGGAAUUGUUUCCAAGACCUCUGACUUUGUAAUGCAACCAUUAUGGGGACCCCGAACUCAAAAGAAACCAAAGUCAUCAACAAACUUAUUGGCCAUUGCAGUUGGAAUCAAGCAAAAAGAAAGUGUAAACAAAAUUGUAAAGAAGUUUCUAUCAAGCGAUUUCGUCGUGAUGCUAUUUCAUUAUGAUGGUAAUGUAAAUGACUGGAGGGAUUUGGAAUGGAGUGGUCGGACCAUACAUGUAUCUGCCAUGAAUCAAACCAAGUGGUGGUAUGCAAAGCGAUUCUUACACCCAGAUAUUGUUUCUGAGUAUGCAUUCAUCUUCCUUUGGGAUGAAGACCUUGGAAUCGAAAACUUUAAUGUUGGAAGAUAUCUAUCAAUUAUUAGAAAAGAGGGGCUUGAAAUUUCACAGCCAGGACUUGAUCCUGACAACUCGGAGGUGCAUCAUGAUUUUACAGCAAGAGACAAGAGAUCAGAAGUACAUAGGAAGAUAAACAAGACAAUUGGUGGUGGAAGGCGUUGCAAUGAAAAUAGCACAGAUCCUCCAUGCACAGGGUUUGUUGAAAUGAUGGCUCCUGUUUUUUCAAGAGCAUCCUGGCACUGCGUGUGGCAUAUGAUUCAGUGGUAGGGUUGUGAAUGGUUAUGGUGGUGGCCGAAGCACACCUUUAGAUAAACAAGAACCCACAGUUGUUCAUCAAAAGCCAGGACCCCUUCAAACCAUAUUUGAUCUACUUCCAGAUGAGAUUGUGGAACAUAGUUAUUCAUGUGCACUUGAGAGGUCGUUCUUAUAUCAUGGCCGUAUGUAUGUCUCUGCAUGGCACAUUUGCUUCCACUCUAAUGUGUUUUCUAAGCAAUUUUGUCUAAGGGGCACUUGUACAAGAUUAUGAUUACCAAUAUUGGUUGGUUCUUUUGUACUGAAAAGUGUAGACAUUUCAAAUAGUACGUUGGUUCAUGCUAUGAGUAGCUUUACAAAAGUUUAAGAGGAAGGAAAUCUGAAAGGUGGAGCGAAGGUAAAAAGGAUUCAUGAAGAAGCAUGAGUUAUGGAAGUUCUGAAAAAGCUCAUUACAGAAAACAUGCCAUUCUUCCCUUAAAGAUAAGUGGCUGUAAGUUAAGUUCAAAUGAUGAGAGGCCAAGUAUGUAUGUCUCUUGUCAUCUAGGAUUACAUAACAUUAGAACACUUAUAAGUAGGAAUUAAUUACUGGAUUAUAUUGUAACGAGUAAAAGAUACAAUGACAUUUGUUUUGGGAUUGUAAAGAUUAUUUGUAUGUAAAUGUCUUCUUUUUGUUUCAAGGAUAUUUUUUUUUUUGUGUUCUAUAAUAGAUAUAAGGACGUUUUUUUAGCGUCCUAAUAUACAUUAGAUGACCC
Messenger RNA from Rosa rugosa (rugosa rose), 2199 nucleotides. RefSeq lists its product as uncharacterized. The record is from RefSeq and is a predicted model, not a curated record. Bases 689 to 1462 code for a protein of 257 amino acids. The transcript has 12 exons. NCBI's taxonomy places the organism in Eukaryota, Viridiplantae, Streptophyta, Magnoliopsida, Rosales, Rosaceae.